This is a messenger RNA of Vespa crabro (European hornet), 2890 nucleotides long. RefSeq names its product lachesin-like. The record is from RefSeq and is a predicted model, not a curated record. Gene Ontology annotation, cellular component: neuron projection. The transcript has 9 exons. Lineage: Eukaryota; Metazoa; Arthropoda; Insecta; Hymenoptera; Vespidae. The coding region runs from base 841 to 2235 and encodes 464 amino acids.
AGGAGAGGAGGAGGAGGUGGAGGCCGAGAAUUUCUCUCUCGUCGUCGUCGUCGUCGUCGUCGUCGUCGUCGUCCUGCGAGAUCUAAAACCUAUAACGAACUAUCCUGCUCGUUCUCGUAUAUUUAUUCGCGCGAGAUAGAACCAAACCGGACGAUUCUUCUCUCUCUGGUACAAACAAGAGAGAGAGAGAGAGAGAGAGAGAGAGAGGAAUAGCGUGUUUUUGUCGUGUGCUCGUGACCUUGAGUUAGAGUUUGCUCUCUUCGGUCUAGCGUUUCGCGUGGUUAUCACGUUGCCUCGUGUCAUCGUUCGCUUCCUUUCCGUAAACUCGUCGAUUGUCUCUCGCCGAGAAUAAAAGAAGAUAGAGGCAAGGAUAGAGGCGCCGGAGGCAGAAAGCAAAAGCGAAAGAAGCGGGAAGCUUCAGGCGGCAAGCGCGGUGAGGUUAACCGCGUACUUCCUCGUGGAGGUAGUCGAAGACAAGCGGCGAAGGAGAUGUGCGGAGUCGUUUGGCCGGGAGCUGCACGGAGCACGUGCCACGCACGCAGAAGGCGCUCCAGGCGACAUCAGGUGCGCUAAUCCGGGACGCAAGAGGGGAAGUAAGAGAGAGAACGUUCAAUCUGUCGUCUCCUUCCCAAUUCCUCUUUCUUCCUUUCUCUCUCUCUCUCUCUCUCCUCCUCCUCCUCCACCUCCUCCUCCUCCUCCUUUCCCUCCCUCUCCUUCCUCCUUCUUCCUUUCUUUUUCAUAUCCGCGCGAAUCUCAAUUUUUCGAUCGUACGAUCCUUCUCCUCCCUCCAAUUCGUCGAUCGGUGAAUCGUUCUCGAGUGUCUCGAGUGUGAACUCAGGAAUGAGUGGGCAAACUUGUCGUUCUGUUGGUGCUCGUAACGUCGAGGAGGAAGCAAGAGGUGACAGGACAGUCCAGAUGAUCCUUGUGCUCGCGGCUAUCGUCACAUUCUUCGGCGUCGAUGGCAUUGGACACGCCGUCGUUGCCGCUUAUCCUGCCGUUGGGCACGUCUCUACCGGCAAAACGGCAUUUCAUCAAGAAUCAUUAAGCCCAAAUAUCGGGCCAAUCAUCGUCGCUCCCGUUGGAAAUCAAACCGCUGCGGUCGGUCGAGAAGUAGUUUUCUCCUGCAGCGUUCGAAACAUCGGAAAGUUCAAGGUCGCAUGGCUGCGAGCCUCCGACCAGACGGUUCUGACGGUCCACACGAGAACGGUGACGCACAAUGCGCGUAUCUCGGUCUCCUACGAGACCGGCAGUAAUUCCGGCUCCGGUGCUACGUCCGGCGCCUUCGGUGUGACAGGAAGUAGCCAAGUUACGGAGGAAGUCGUCAAUGGCACGUGGCGCUUGCACAUUCGUCAGCUGAAGGAGUCCGACAGGGAUUGCUACAUGUGCCAGAUCAACACCAGUCCAAUGAAAUCCGAGUUGGGUUGCGUCGACAUACUUGUUCCACCGGACAUAGUAUACGGAGGUGAGACCACCGCGGAUCUAGCAGUUUCGGAGGGUGACAACGCGACCUUGAGCUGCAGAGCAACCGGUCGACCAACUCCGAGAGUGUCAUGGCGACGAGAGAAGAACGAGCCCAUUUUCAUAAGGGCCUCUUCUACUGGUGGAAGCACUUUCGAGAAGCACGAGAACUACAACGGUUCCCUCCUGCAAUUCCAUCGCGUCGAGAGACGACAAAUGGGGGUGUAUCUCUGCAUCGCCAGCAACGACGUGCCGCCGGCCGUUAGCAAGCGAGUGAUGCUCGCCGUGAAUUUCGCACCCACCGUGACGGUACCCAAUCAGCUAUUAGGCGCACCCUUGGGCACCGAGGUAACAUUGAAGUGUUACGUCGAGGCUUUCCCAAAUACGAUUAAUUAUUGGGUGAAAAAUCAUCGUGGGACGAACGACGAGAUGCUGCUAGAGGGACCGAAGUACAGCGUUCGCGAGGAACGAUCGGGCUAUAAAGUCCUAAUGGAGUUGGCGAUCAAAGGAUUCACGGAACAGGAUGUGGGGAGCUACAAAUGCAUCUCUACUAACAGUCUUGGCCGGGCCGAUGGUACCUUAAGAUUGUAUGAGAUCAAAAUCGGCUUUGACAGAACGUCUCGUGGGAAGGACCACGUGUCUAUCAUAGGCGGUUUAGCAGAAGCUGCUCAAAGUUCCGGGGCGAGCAAUGCCGGUGGAAGGGCUCCGGGAUACACUAACAGCUUGUCGCAUAUUCUUUCGAUGUUUCUCUUCAUACCAGUACUCUGGCCACGGUGAAGAAGGCAUCCUUUCUUGUUCACUGCAAAGUUGCUGAGUACCGGAUGAUUGUGUGCCAAAAAGAGGUUUCUCCAAAAGGCGAAAAAUACGCGAAAUUGUCGUUCGAGCACGAGGAGUGUGCGUGCGUGCGUGCGUGCGUGCGUGCGUGCGUGCGUGCGUGUGUGUGUGUGUGUGUAUUUGUGUGUAUGUAAAAGAAAAAAGCAAGAAGGAGCCAGGAAACGCGAAGAAUGAGAGAGAGCGAGAGAGAGCGAGAGAGAGAAAGAGAGAGAGAGAGAGAGAGAGAGAGAGAGAGAAAGCAAGCAUAAGAAAGGCUCUUCCUAUCUUCCUUUUCCUACUCCCACGCGCCGAACGAGGAGUCUUAGGUCAAUGGAUGUUUGUCAGUGUACGCGUCUCGACGUAGAUUUGCAAAUCGCCAAGAAUCAGUGAGAAGAUCGCGAUAAGCGAUGAUAAGCUAUAUAGCUCUCGUGGGAGGGAGAGAAAACUCGCCGCCAAAAGGGGAUCGUGCGAUCAUGCUUGGUCCUUUUUUAAUCAUGCUUAAAUAAACAAAUUGUCGAUAAUAAUUAAACGAUCAUUUUGUCAUUGGUAUAAGCGCUGGAGACGUUUUAGACGUCUCGGAAAUCGAUGUUUCGAAAUAAAAAAGAAAAGAAAAAAUAAA